This is a messenger RNA of Pelagomonas calceolata, 632 nucleotides long. Lineage: Eukaryota; Pelagophyceae; Pelagomonadales; Pelagomonadaceae. The record is from the annotation of a GenBank genome assembly.
ACACGGUCAAAUUGCGGCGCCUGAGAAACGCGCGCGGUCGCCUCGCGCUCUCCUCGCCUUCAGACUGACCCCUAUUGGUCGUGAGCCGCAUGGCCGGCGGUACCUCGUCCAACCAAAGGAGCAAAGCCUAUUAACCGCCACCCCAAUCAAAACACACGGCCGCGCGCGCGCGCCUGAGGCCCAUACCCACGCCACACCACGCCACGUUCACAACGGCACGCCCUCGCCUAUCUAGAGCUCGCCUGUCGAUGAGGAAUAAACGCGUAUGCCCGCAGGUCAAGUCCGACUCACCCUCGGAUCCCUUCGCCUCCCUCCUCUCUCUCUUCGCAAGCACCCCCCGCAAGCCACCAUGCGCGAGCGCGGGUCAGUGUGGAAAUCAACCAGUGUGUAAACGCAGUCACCGAGACGACGUCGCGCGCAGGUGCAUCACAGACCCGCCCCCGACGCGCGCGCGACCGCUUCCUCUCCGGGGGCGUGGGCGCCGCGCCACAAGUAAGCAUGCCCUGUCGGAAGAGUACUAGCAGAGACCAGGCGGGUCCGAGUCGCCUACUACGCGUAAAGUCCACUCGCCCUAGGACCGUUCGAAAAGCAAGAGACCACCCUUAGGAGCGGCCCCGAGCCAAGCAUAAUAU